AUGCCAAUCGGCAUCCAACGUCUGAACGCAAAGAAAUCACAGCCUAAUCCGCACAUUGUCUUCAUCAAGCCUCUAAAAGGGCCAGAUGAGGAAAUUGCCCAAGAUUUUCUUGAGAGAAUUGCAGCGCAAUGUCGUAAGUUGCCUUUUUCGGCAGAUGAGUUUCCGCCCAACAGAGAAUUUGUAGGCCGUAAUUUCAAUGCCGGAGAGGUGAUUCAACUUGUGCUCAAGUCUCCCGGCAGUGGCCGGUGGCUCCCGUUCAACUAUGUACAGAUGGUGAUGAUGCAUGAGCUCGCUCACUGCGCGCAGAUGAAUCACUCCAGGGCCUUUUGGGCAGUGAGAAACCAGUACGCUGCACAGAUGCAAACUUUGUGGGCCGAGGGAUACAAGGGAGAUGGACUCUGGGGUAGAGGGGCCAAGUUGGCGACUGGAGAAUGGGAGAGGAACGCUGUUCUGGCGGAUGAAGUGCUGCCGGAGCAUCUCUGCGGAGGCACAUAUCGAUCUCGAGGGAGGAAACGCAAGGCCAAACCAGUCUUGACGUACCAGGAGAGAAAAGAGAAAAGGAUUCUCAAGAAGUUUGGCAAGAAUGGAGUCGCACUAGGGGCAGACGAAGAGGAAAAAGUCAAGCUCGAGAAAGGCAAACGCGUCCAAGCGAAGCCUAGAGUGGCCGGCAGCUUGCGAGGGCGAGAGCUUCGUGCGGCUGCGGCAUUGGCUCGGUUCGAGCAAAAUCGAGACGACGUUCCAAAGAAGGAAGAGGAGAUGGAUGAGGAGGAGGACGGGCUGAGUGACUACGAAGACGGAGACCUGGCGGAUUCCAAAGCCGCGGUGGAUUUGGACGGAACGAGGAUGACGGAUAAGGAUGGCGGUGAUAUGGUCAAGGUGUGCGAAGAUGAGGACCCAAGCGAUGCUGAUGCGAAGAACGAGCUUGAUGAAUUACAUGGGUUGUUUGGCAGACGGAAAAUUAAACAGGAAUCAGGUCCACAGCGGUUGAAUUUACACUCGUCAAGGAAUCUGGAUUCAGAAAGGGCAGUUUUGGCCGACAAUGGUGCUUCAUCAAAAGCCUUGUCGUCUAUACCACACGUCAAAUCAAAACACAGCGAAAUAACUAUCAAACCAGAGCCGGAAUCGAAUUCCAAGAACCACCAGUCAUUGCUUGAAACGGUAUCAAGUCCUAAAAUCACCACUGCCACCACCACCACUACGGCGGUAAAUACACGAGAGAGCCCAAGCAGCAGCACUGCACCAGCACCAACCGACUGCUCAAUGUGCUCCUUUGCAAAUCCUCCUUUGGCAAUCACAUGCGCCAUGUGCGCAAACGUCCUCGACCCAAAACACACGAGCGGCUCGUGGCAGUGCGAGGGCACGUCAUGCGCAGCCACGGCGUAUCGGAAUGCGAGGGACUGCGGCGUGUGCGGAUUGUGUGGGAAGAGACGG
Trichoderma atroviride IMI 206040 is the source of this 1431-nucleotide messenger RNA. The record is from RefSeq and is a predicted model, not a curated record. Lineage: Eukaryota; Fungi; Ascomycota; Sordariomycetes; Hypocreales; Hypocreaceae.